AGAGUCCGCUUGGCGGACUCUAUGGAAUUUUCUAUUUCGUACCAAAAAUCAGCUUAUUUCCCUCUUUCCUUUUCCCUCGUCAUUUUUCACUCUCCCUCCAUUUCAUUUCACAAAACGAAAACCCUAAUCUGAUUCUUCCUCUCUCUCUUCCGAUUCUUCCUCUCACCGUCGCAGGCGUCACCACCGUAAUCGCCGAGACCGCGACAAGGACUCCGUUAAGAACCGAAAAAAAACCAAGUCUCACUCCCACACCAAACGACGUCGCAAGCAUCAUCGCUAGUCUUCCGAUUCUGAUUCAUAUUCUUCAUCCCCCUCUCUGAUUACUCCAGGUAAAUGAUUCUUGGAUUCGUAUUUAUGUGUGACAACUUCAGACAUUUCAAGUUCCGUCUUUUUUGAGAAGAAAAGCCAACCCUAAAAAUGUUGUUUCCAUCAUACUGGGAGGAGGUUCUGGUGUUCAACUUUUUCCUCUUACCAAACGAGUUGCUACACCAGCUGUUCCUGUUGGUGGAUGCUACAGGCUUAUAGACAUUCCAAUGAGCAACUGCAUCAACAGCGGGAUCAACAAAGUAUUUGUAUUGACACAGUUCAACUCAGCAUCCCUUAACCGUCAUAUCUCUCGCACCUAUUUUGGAAAUGGCAUCAACUUUGGAGAUGGAUACGUAGAGGUACUUGAUGUUGAGUUUCACAACGUGAAAGCUUUGUAUAGACGAGCGCAGGCAUAUAUAGAGACGGGAGACUUUCUUUUAGCAGAUGUAGACAUCAAGAAAGCUCUUGAGGUGGAUCCACAAAACAGGGAGGUAAAGACGCUGAAAACAAAAGUGAAGCAACUUCAAGCUGAUAGUGACAAAAAAGAUGCCAAACUGUAUGAAAAUAUGUUCGCUCAUAAACCGAAGAGAUUGAAGGUUGAGAAAGAAGAGGAUGAAGUGGUGAAAACGGAAAUGGACAAUGUUGGUGACAGUGCAGCUCCUUCUAAUGGUGGUUUAAUUAUUGAUUCUUGUCCUCAUCUAUGA
Lathyrus oleraceus (garden pea) is the source of this 1010-nucleotide messenger RNA. RefSeq names its product peptidyl-prolyl cis-trans isomerase FKBP65-like. Gene Ontology annotation, molecular function: protein binding. The transcript has 5 exons. Lineage: Eukaryota; Viridiplantae; Streptophyta; Magnoliopsida; Fabales; Fabaceae. Bases 534 to 1010 code for a protein of 158 amino acids. The record is from RefSeq and is a predicted model, not a curated record.